This is a messenger RNA of Petromyzon marinus (sea lamprey), 2008 nucleotides long. RefSeq names its product protein FAM3C-like. NCBI's taxonomy places the organism in Eukaryota, Metazoa, Chordata, Hyperoartia, Petromyzontiformes, Petromyzontidae. The record is from RefSeq and is a predicted model, not a curated record.
CAGGAAACAAUGCAUUCAGCCACAGCAGGAGCAGCAGCAGGAGCAGCAGCAGCAGCGGCGGGAGGAGUAGCGGGCAGCACUUCAUUCACCUCCCCUCCGUGUUCCCCUAGGGUUUGAGGGCGAUGAAAGGCGGAGGUGGGCUCGCAGUUGAACAACUGAAGGGCAUCAGUCAGACCAACAGCAGCAGCAGCAACUCCAGACUCUGUGUUGGACCGGGAAUCUGUGUUGGACCGGGAAUCUGUGUUGGACCGAGAUCACCAGGCUGCACACCUGGCUACAGUAAAGGCGAACGGGGAGCGGGAGAGACGCUUGCGACGUUAACAGAAUGAGGCUGUCGGGAAUGCUGGUGAGGGUGUUGGUCAUCGCCGGGUGCAUUGGCCUCCUGUGGCUGAUGCUCAGCAACAUUGUGCGCCCCUACGCCCUGCGUGCUCUCGACAUGGAGCUGAGCAAAGAUGAGAGCAAAAUGGAAAAGAAAAUCGUCCCCAUGGUGGUGAAGAAUGACUGUGACAUGGAGAAGCCGUGUCCUCCCAACAACUUCGCCUUCCGCAUCACGAGCGGCGCAGCUGACGUUGUGGGUCCCAACAUCUGCUUCUGGAACAAAACUGUGAUGAGCAGUGUGCUGAACAACGUAGGAGUGGGAUUAAAUAUCGCUCUAAUUAACGGACAAACCGGACAGGUGACCAACACUGGGCACUUUGACAUGUGGCAAGGAGAUGUAAAACUACUGAUCGAGUUCCUGAAUGGGAUCAAGGAAGGCACGAUUGUCUUGUUGGCAAGCUUUGACGAUCCCUUCACAAAGCUAAAUGAUGAGGCCAGGGCACUCUUUGUCAAGCUGGGCAGCUCAAUCGUCAACUCGCUGGCCUUCCGAGAGAGCUGGGUCUUUGUUGGUGCCUUGGGCAUCGAAGGGAAGAGCCCCUUCGAAGCGCGGCUGGAAAACAAGAAGGAGACCAACAAGUACGACGGCUGGCCAGAGAUGGUGGAGCUCGAGGGAUGCAUUCCCCGCAAGCUGACAUGACGGCACCCGUUCAAAGCGACCCGGAGCGAUGUCCCGCAUGACACCAGCGGAAGCGAAGGCCCGCUCGCACACCCACAAACUCCUCGUGUGAUACGCGUCGCGAUCCGCCUGCGCCCGGGGGAGUCGUUGCAGCGAUCGUCGGACGGAGAGCGGUGUUUCCCAAACUUUUAAGCUACUGUGAGUCUCGGAAUGAUUCGACUUUGGAGAUUUCCUCUGCUGCUGCCAUUGUGGUUAUUGAUUGGGUGGUGGGGGUUUGGGGUGGGAAGAAAUGUUUGUGGUUUGUUGAUAAUCACUUUGGGAAGCAGUGUCAGACACAACUUUUGACUCGUAUUUAUUUGCGGGAAAUGAUACCAACCUUCCCUUUGCCACACAUAUUGCUUUUAUGUGUAUUUUCUUUCAUUGGUACUGUACUUUACUUUUUUAUAUUCGGGGGUCUUGCAAAGAUGUAAGAGAAGUUUAUCAUUGCAAAUGUACACACUUCUGGAAUGCAUCGAUGUCUCUUUGCACUACCGUGGUACAUUUCCCUGUUCGUAAUGUGUGCCUUUUUGUGCUGUCAAACUAAACUCUCCGUUCAAUGAAACGGUCACUAAAUAGAUAAUUAUCAGCAUAUAUGACUUUAUAACGUUGGUGUGAUGUGUGUGGAUUCUGAUAAUUUCAUAAAACAUUACUUUAAAGUAUAGCUUAAGCGUUUAAAUAGAUUUUGUACUGGAAGACAGAGCAAAUGGUGUACGAUAUUUGAAUGUAGGUAGUUAUGGUGUACUGAAAUUGCAGUUUUAUAUGGAUGUAAUUGUUUUUAAGAUAAUUGAAGGGUAAAUGUGUUUGUCAGAAUGUGUGCUUUCUAUUUUGAUGUUAUACGUAUGAGUAAAAUCUAGAAAAAGUGGACUUAUAUUUAAUAGAUUCUUUUGGGGGGGGGGAUUUCUUGGUAUAGAAAUGGGUAUUUAUUUGCAAAAAUUGUGUUGCAAAGUCAAAGGUGAAAAUAAAAAAUAAACGUUA